AAAAAGCAGAACUAUCCUGAUGGCUUACUCUGCACUCGGUGAGUCUCCCAUCGACAAGCUGGUCUCCCAGUACUUUCAGCAGGUUGAUCCCCGCGAUCUGGAUCUCCCACAUGGAAAUGCUAUCGUUCAGCCGGCAGUACAGAGGGCUGUCUACGAGCGCAUGUUUAAUGAGACUGCUCUAUGGCCCCUGCCCCCAGUGGGCUAUCGUGCUCGUGUCUUGAAGAUUAUUUUGACUCGAAUUGAAGAGUCCAUAUCGAAUCCAGAGGAGGAUGAGAUCUUGGAUGAUCUCAUGGAAUGCUGGAGUGACCUCCUGGCCCAACCAAAGCCCUCCUCCCUGCAGCAGGCCCAACAAUUGGCAUACAUCAAGUACACAGCUCCCCAACUCCAUUCCCAGGUGGACCAGGAAUGUCGCACCAUUAUCACAUCAGAAUCACGAGGCUUGAUUCUCUCGUCCGGCACGACGGGGUUCCGCACGUGGGAGGCUGCUUUACAUCUGGGAACCUUCCUUUCUACUCCCUCUGGCGAGGCUCUUGUGCGCGGGAAGAAAGUUCUCGAGCUUGGGGCCGGCACCGGUUUUUUGUCCAUGUUCUGCGCCAAGUACCUUGGUGUACAUCGCAUAGUGGUUACAGACCGCGAACAAGCCUUGAUAGAUAGCAUCCAAGACUGCGUGGUUCGCAAUGAGCUGGAUCAGACCACCAUUACUCCUGCUACCUGGGAAUGGGGAACUCCACUUGAAUGCUGUCCUCCGGGCUCUGAGAGUUUUGAUGUCGCGCUAGGCGCUGAUCUGAUUUACGACGUUGACCUCGUCCCUCUUCUCAUAUCUACAUUGCACGACCUUUUCGACAAUUACCAUGUCAAGGAAUUCAUCAUAUCCGCCACGCUUCGAAAUCAGGAUACUUUCAAGGUUUUUCUCGACAGUUGUUAUACUAAUGGUUUCAAAGUCGAAUGUGUCCCCUUUGAAUCUCCUUCGCAGGACUUACAGACUGGCUUCUUCCAUUCUAACUCCAUUCCCAUCCAGACGUACAGAAUAUCGUCACAGAAGGGCUUGUCAUGACUGAGAUUUGGCUCUGGAAAGACGGGAGAGAGGCCAGUUCUUCGAAAUACAAUGAAGAGCAUAUUGGAUGCACAAUUAUUUGCAUUAUCAGCGUCAAACACGAGUGGAUAAUGGAUAAUAUAAUAUUCAGAAAAAAAAAAAAAAGCGGGCGAUGGAUCUGAUCCACUGAUCCAUCCAACCUAUCCAGAGGUUAAUAAUCAAUCCCACAUAUAACACAAAGUAUUAGAUCUCAUAUUAAAUGAACGACCGACCAACUCCGGUAAUAUGCAUGUUGUGUAUGAGAACGCACAGGCAUAGGGUAUCAUCACAUGACAGAAACGACCAGCGGAAGCAAAUGGGAAAACAAGGGAAACAAAUGCAAUUUCGCUCGCUCCACCAAAGAUGCUACUUGAC
Molecule: messenger RNA, 1447 nt
Organism: Monascus purpureus
Lineage: Eukaryota; Fungi; Ascomycota; Eurotiomycetes; Eurotiales; Aspergillaceae
Source: the annotation of a GenBank genome assembly